CCCGGCCUCCGCGUGCCCCCCGGGCUCCGCACCCCUGAUGCCGCGCGGGUGCUGAACCUGCCCCGGCCGGGACGAUGGUGAAGUAUUUCCUGGGCCAGAGCGUGCUCCGGAGUUCCUGGGACCAAGUGUUCGCUGCCUUUUGGCAGCGGUACCCGAAUCCCUAUAGCAAACAUGUCUUGAUGGAAGAAGUACACCGGGAGGUGACCCCUGACCAGAAGCAGCUCCUGUCCCUGCGACUCCUGACCAAGACCAACAGGAUGCCCUGCUGGGCCGAGCGACUGUUUCCUGCCAAUGUUGCUCACUCAGUGUACAUCCUGGAGGAUUCUAUUGUGGACCCACAGAACCAGACCAUGACCACCUUCACCUGGAAUAUCAACCAUGCCCGGCUGAUGGUGGUGGAGGAGCGAUGUGUUUGCUGUGUGAACUCUGAUAACAGUGGCUGGACCGAAAUCCGCCGGGAAGCCUGGGUCUCCUCUAGCUUAUUUGGCGUCUCCAGAGCUGUCCAGGAAUUUGGUCUGGCACGGUUCAAAAGCAACGUGACCAAGACUAUGAAGGGUUUUGAGUACAUCUUGGCCAAGCUGCAAGGCGAGGCUCCUUCCAAAUCCCUUGUGGAGACAGCCAAGGAAGCCAAGGAGAAGGCAAGGGAGACGGCACUGGCAGCUACGGAGAAGGCCAAGGACCUUGCCAGCAAGGCCGCCACCAAGAAGCAGCAGCAGCAGCAGCAGUUCGUGUAGGCAGCCUGGGCCUUAGGGCAGCAGCCCACCAGACCUCCCA
Messenger RNA from Equus quagga, 774 nucleotides. Its product is annotated as PRELI domain-containing protein 1, mitochondrial-like. Gene Ontology annotation, cellular component: mitochondrial intermembrane space. Gene Ontology annotation, biological process: phospholipid transport. Gene Ontology annotation, molecular function: phosphatidic acid transfer activity. NCBI's taxonomy places the organism in Eukaryota, Metazoa, Chordata, Mammalia, Perissodactyla, Equidae. The record is from RefSeq and is a predicted model, not a curated record.